Messenger RNA from Cryptomeria japonica (Japanese cedar), 783 nucleotides. RefSeq names its product receptor-like protein EIX2. The coding region runs from base 1 to 783 and encodes 260 amino acids. The transcript is spliced from 2 exons. The record is from RefSeq and is a predicted model, not a curated record. Lineage: Eukaryota; Viridiplantae; Streptophyta; Pinopsida; Cupressales; Cupressaceae.
AUGCCUCCCAAAGCCAUAUUCUUUGUCCUCUGCGACUUCAUUCAAGCAAUGGCUGUUGCUACGAUUAACUUUGCCUUUAUUAGUGCAGCUUUUAUUAUCCUUUCUUCAAACUCAUGUAAUGGUCUAUUCAAUUGCCCUACCGAGGAAUCCCAAGCUCUUCUUUCCUUCAAAACAGCCUUGAACGUCACUGAUGGUAUUUUCAGUUCAUGGGUUAAUGGAAGUGACUGUUGCUCCAUGUGGGAUGGCAUAUCAUGCAAUAAUCUCACCAACCAUGUAGAGCAGGUGAAUUUGAGUGCCUACACCAACCAUGCAGAGCAGGACGUCCAGAGUGGAGUCAUAUCCGAUUUGGCAUUACCCUCUUCUGUAAGGAUUUUAUGGCUUUCCUCAAUUACCGUUUCAGAUACUUUAUUUCAUAACCUUGCAGAAUUAAACUAUCUGGCUUUUUCAGAUUGUGUACCGAAUAUUAGCACAACUUCGAUUCCCAAAUUCCAGUUAGCAGCCUUAUAUUUAAGCUCAUGUAGUAUUGGUGGUCGAAUUCCCGAUUGGCUUUCCACUCAAUAUUCAUUGCAGGGAUUAACAUUAGUUAACGACAAUAUUGUUGGAGAAAUCCCCUCCUGGUUAUGGGAGAACAAUCCUCAGUUGAUUCAGUUGAACAUCUCAGGAAAUCAUUUCAAUGGCAGCCUUAUUAUCCCGAACAGAUCAGUUCCUUGGAUGACACUACUGGAUGUGUCUAGGAAUGAGUUGACUGGACAAGUGCAAUCUCUGUGGCCACCGUAUUGCUGA